CGUCGCCAACCAUGUCUCUCCCGCAGCCCGUCCCCCCGUCCUGGAAGGAUCUCGGCAAGUCGUCCGGCGACCUCUUGGGCCGCGACUUCUACUUUACGGGCACCAGCCUCGAGGUCAAGACGGUCACGCCCUCCAACGUCGCCUUCAAGGUCUCUGGAAAGCAGGAUGACAAGACUCACCUCGUUAGCGGCGAGCUUGAGGCCAAGUACUCCAACAAAGCCCACGGCGUCGUCUUCACUCAGGCCUGGACCACCUCCAACCUCCUCCGUACCCAGGUCGAGGCAGAGAAUCACCUUGCCCAGGGUCUCAAGUUUGACCUCAACACCUCGCUCGCUCCCAGCGGUACCGGCAAGAGCGCUCUUAUUACCGCCAUCUACAAGCAGCCGGGUCUCCACACCCGCGCUUUCCUUGACCUCUUCAAGGGCCCUACCUUCACUGCCGACACCGUGCUUGGCCGGGACGGCUUCCUGCUCGGUGCUGAGGCGUCCUACAAUGUCACUGAGGGCAAGGUGACCCGUUACGCCGCGGCCGUUGGCUUCAGCGCGCCGGAGUACGCUGUUACCCUGCAGGGUCUCAACAACAUGAACCUCUUCUCCGCAUCUUACUACCACCGUGUUUCCCCUGAUGUUGAGGCUGGUGCUAAGGCCACCUAUGACUCCAAGGGUACCACCCAGAACGUCCAGCUUGAGGUCGGCUCCAAGGUUUACCUUGACAAUGCUGCCUACAUUAAAGCAAAGAUCAAUAACACUGGUAUCCUCGGACUCGGCUACACCCAGGCCCUCCGCCCUGGUGUCAAGUCGUACUUCGGCCUUGCUCUCGAUACCCAACGCCUCAACGAAGUUACUCCCUCCGGUCCUGCCCACAAGAUCGGUGCUCACUUCAUCUUCGAGGGGUAAACUUAUUCUAUCAUCGCUUUGAUUGCAUGCUCCCAAAAAUAUAGUAAAUUUCCUAGUAGGCUUCGAUGUCUCCUCACGUAGUGCUUACUUUGAGAUCUCGGUUCAGAG
This is a messenger RNA of Phanerochaete carnosa HHB-10118-sp, 1004 nucleotides long. RefSeq lists its product as uncharacterized. Gene Ontology annotation, cellular component: mitochondrial outer membrane. The transcript has 5 exons. NCBI's taxonomy places the organism in Eukaryota, Fungi, Basidiomycota, Agaricomycetes, Polyporales, Phanerochaetaceae. The record is from RefSeq and is a predicted model, not a curated record. Gene Ontology annotation, biological process: monoatomic anion transmembrane transport. Gene Ontology annotation, molecular function: voltage-gated monoatomic anion channel activity. The coding region runs from base 12 to 896 and encodes 294 amino acids.